GUUCUGCAUAUAGCCCUUGGUUUCUUUCACAACUAAUUUAAUUCUAAAUUUGGUAUAUUUUCUUUAGAGGUUAUUUCUACAAAUUUUCUCUUGUAUCAAUUGUGAUAUCAUUAAUCUUUAGAACCCCGCUAAGUGCUCUGUAAUCCUUAUUUGUUUUGUGCCCAGUAGGGGUGAUUGUACUGCCCAUUGGGUGUUUCUUUCACCUCAUCCCCCAUUCCAGUCAAUUAUCUUAGAGGUUAAAAUCAUGUAUCUGGUUGCAUGUUAGACCUUGUAAAAAAGAAGCAUUCAGACAGUUUUGACAAGAAGUAUAGUAUAGUUCUGCAUAUACCCCUUGAUUUUUUCACAACUAAUUUGAUUUUGAAUUUGAUAUAUUUUCUUUAGAAGUGAUUUCUACAAAUUUUCUCUUAUACCAACCCCAAUAUCAUUAAUCUUUAGAACCCAGCUUAGUGAUGGACUGUCUGAAUUGGGGUGAGCAGCAGCAGAAAGAAGUAAUGGGUCAGCUGAAAUCUAAGCCUGAUAUCUAUGAGCAUUAUGCCUCCCCUGUUCUGUCUCUUCCUUCCUUUCUCCCUCAAAGCCCUGGUGCAUUGGAAGGGCUCAUUAAUCCCUGUUAUGUCAACAGAAAUUUAUCAGAAAAGAAUUGUUUCCCUAGGUUGCAGGCUGGCAUAGAUGAUUGCAAUCACAAGAAUAACUACAACUACAGCAUCACAAGACCACCACCAGCAGCAAGCAUGGCGGCUAGGAAGGAGAUGAUUUUCAGGGUAGCAGCCAUGCAGUCGGUAAGCAUAGAUCCUGAGAGCAUUAAGCCACCCAAGCGCAGGAAUGUGAAGAUAUCAAAGGAUCCACAGAGCGUGGCUGCAAGGCACAGGAGAGAGAGAAUAAGCCAAAGAAUGAGACUUCUACAGGCUCUGGUUCCUGGUGGCACCAAAAUGGACACUGUCUCCAUGCUGGAAGAGGCAAUUCGUUAUGUUAAAUUCUUGAAGAGCCAACUCCAUGUCCUAGAAACUGCAGCAUUCAGCCCAUUCAACAAUCUCAAUUCAAAUACUCAGCUUAGCAGAUGGUAGUUAUUGGGUUUCUCAUCAGUAUAGGGAGAGAUGUUCAAUAGAAUCCACCCCAGAAAUGAUUGUAACCGUCUAUCAAAAUUGUCUUGCAGGGUUUUUGUAUGUUUAUGUCCGUAUUUGAUUUGAAGAGUUUUAGAGAUUUACCAUUUGCAGGAAUAAAAAAGCAAUAAAAUUGUUGCUCAUAUGGAUGUAACUCCUUGUUCAGUGAAAAGAUGAAAGUAGAGAUUCAUGGCCUUGCGUGAACAACAAUACAUCU
Messenger RNA from Cryptomeria japonica (Japanese cedar), 1314 nucleotides. RefSeq names its product transcription factor HEC1-like. NCBI's taxonomy places the organism in Eukaryota, Viridiplantae, Streptophyta, Pinopsida, Cupressales, Cupressaceae. Gene Ontology annotation, molecular function: protein dimerization activity; DNA-binding transcription factor activity. The coding region runs from base 450 to 1061 and encodes 203 amino acids. The record is from RefSeq and is a predicted model, not a curated record. Gene Ontology annotation, biological process: regulation of DNA-templated transcription. The transcript has a single exon.